Messenger RNA from Erinaceus europaeus (western European hedgehog), 3358 nucleotides. It is a transcript of the gene WEE1, whose product is annotated as WEE1 G2 checkpoint kinase. Gene Ontology annotation, molecular function: non-membrane spanning protein tyrosine kinase activity; magnesium ion binding; ATP binding. The transcript is spliced from 12 exons. The record is from RefSeq and is a predicted model, not a curated record. Gene Ontology annotation, cellular component: nucleus. NCBI's taxonomy places the organism in Eukaryota, Metazoa, Chordata, Mammalia, Eulipotyphla, Erinaceidae. Bases 289 to 2202 code for a protein of 637 amino acids. Gene Ontology annotation, biological process: protein phosphorylation; mitotic cell cycle.
CGGGGCGGGGCGGGGCGGGGCGGGGGCGUGGCCGGGCGGUUCGCGCCAAAAUCGCGUCGCUGGCCCCGCCCCCGCGGACGACGUCGCGCCCUCCUUUUUUUUCAAACCCCGAGCCGGGCGGGGAUUGGUGGGCCGCGCCGUCACGUGGUUAACGGUCGCGGGAAGCCGCGGAGCCCCGACCUGCCGCCGGACCUGCGGACGCCCGGGCCCGGGCCACCGCGCCGCCGCGCCUCAGCCGCCCCCCGCCCCGUCCGCGCCGCCCUCGCCCGCCGCCGCCCCGCCGCCGCGAUGAGCUUCCUCAGCCGCCAGCAGCCGCCGCCGCCGCGCCGCCCCGGGCCGGCCUGCAGCCUGCGGCAGAAGCUCAUCUUCUCGCCCUGCAGCGACUGCGAGGAGGAGGAGGAGGAGGCGGAGGAGGAGGCGGAGGGCAGCGGCCACAGCACCGGCGACGACUCGGCCUUCCAGGAGGCGGACUCGCCGCCGCCCGCGCGCAGCCCCCCCGCACCCCGGCCCGGCCGCCGCCGCCCGGCCGCCCGCAGCCCCCGCAGCCCCCGCAGCCCCCGCAGCCCGCGCAGCCCGCGCAGCCCCGACGACGACCCGCUGCUGCUGCUGCCCGCCGGCCGCGCCGAGGGCGACUCGUGGGAGGAGGAGGGUUUCGGCUCGUCGUCGCCCGCCGCGUCCCCCGCCGCCUGCUUCCCGGGCGGCUGCUCGUCGCCGCUGCGCUGCGGGGCCCGCGGGCCGGCCGAGGGGUCCUGCUCGCCGCCGCCCGACCGGCCGGGGACGCCGCCGCACAAGACCUUCCGCAAGCUGCGGCUCUUCGAUACCCCGCACACGCCCAAGAGUUUGCUCUCCAAAGCUCGAGGAAUUGAUUCUAGUUCUGUUAAACUCCGAGGCGGCUCUUUAUUCAUGGAUACAGAAAGAUCAGUAAAAAGGGAAUUUGAUGUACGACAGACUCCUCAAGUGAAUAUUAAUCCUUUCACUCCAGAUUCUGUGUUACUUCAUUCCUCGGGACAUUGUCGGAGAAGAAAGAGAACAUAUUGGGAUGAUUCUUGUGGUGAGGACAUGGAAGCCAGCGAUUAUGAGUUUGAAGAUGAAACAAGACCUGCAAAAAGAAUUACAAUUACUGAAAGCAAUAUGAAGUCACGGUAUACUACAGAAUUUCAUGAACUAGAGAAAAUUGGCUCUGGAGAAUUUGGUUCUGUAUUCAAGUGUGUAAAGAGGCUAGAUGGAUGCAUUUAUGCCAUCAAGCGGUCAAAGAAACCAUUGGCUGGCUCUGUUGAUGAGCAGAAUGCUUUGAGAGAAGUCUAUGCUCAUGCAGUGCUUGGACAGCAUUCUCAUGUAGUGCGAUAUUUCUCUGCGUGGGCAGAAGAUGAUCAUAUGCUUAUACAGAAUGAAUAUUGUAAUGGUGGAAGUUUAGCUGAUGCCAUAAGUGAAAACUACAGGAGCAUGAGUUACUUUUCAGAAGUAGAGUUGAAGGAUCUCCUUUUGCAAGUUGGCCGGGGUCUGAGGUAUAUUCACUCAAUGUCUUUGGUCCACAUGGAUAUAAAGCCUAGUAACAUUUUCAUUUCUCGAACCUCAAUCCCAAAUGCUGCCUCUGAAGAAGGAGAUGAAGAUGACUGGAUGUCCAACAAAGUCAUGUUUAAAAUAGGUGAUCUUGGGCAUGUAACAAGGAUCUCCAGUCCACAGGUUGAAGAGGGUGAUAGCCGUUUUCUUGCAAAUGAAGUUUUGCAGGAGAAUUACACCCAUCUACCGAAAGCGGAUAUUUUCGCCCUUGCCCUCACAGUAGUAUGUGCUGCUGGCGCUGAGCCUCUUCCUAGGAAUGGAGACCAGUGGCAUGAAAUCAGACAGGGCAGAUUACCGCGGAUUCCUCAAGUGCUCGCUCAUGAAUUUACAGAGUUGCUAAAAGUCAUGAUUCACCCCGAUCCUGAGAGAAGACCUUCAGCAAUGGCACUGGUCAAGCAUUCAGUGUUGCUGUCCGCCUCUAGAAAGAGUGCCGAACAACUACGGAUAGAAUUGAAUGCUGAAAAGUUCAAAAAUUCACUUUUGCAGAAAGAACUUAAGAAAGCCCAGAUGGCCAAAGCUGCUGCUGAGGAAAGAGCACUCUUCACAGACAGGAUGACCACUCGGUCCACCACCCAGAGUAAUAGAACAUCUCGACUUAUUGGAAAGAAAAUGAACCGAUCUGUCAGUCUUACCAUAUACUGAACUACUCAUUCCCCACCUCCCCCUAAAAACUGUGACAAGAGGAAGCUAGGUUGAAAUCACUGCUAGAAUGCAGUUUGCAUUUUUUUUUUCUCAGUCUGUGUCAAUAGUUUUACUGAAAUACCGUUUAGGACUUUGACUUGUGAAGUCCAGUUAGAAGUUGUAACUGAGCAUUGCUGCUUCAGGCUUUCACCUGCUCUUAGCAGUUUAUUUGAAGGGUGUCAGUUGCUGUUGGAUGUUCACCAGCCUUUCCAGGGUUAACCACUAUGGUGGUGUGCUGCUUAUGGUUUGCUGUUGUGUUGUAAUAAAAGGUUCUCUUUCCUUGUAGUGGCCUAUAAAGAGGACUCAAGGGCUUUAUUACAAACAAUCGUCCCCGGAAAGGGGGAAUGCUGAAAGACUCAUUGACAUUCAUCUUCAGUGUACCUGUGUGUCAAUCUCACGUUCCUUCUUCUUUUUUAAUUGUGAAUUACACUUGUAUGUCUAACUGGGAGCACUUUGUAGGCACUGCAUGAACCAUGGAAUGUUCUGUGGAAGUAUUGCCUUGUGAAUUUGCUGCUAUUUUAGAUUUGUCUUUGCUGUAAAUUGUAGCAUUAAACAAUCAUCGUUGUUAAUAGGCUUUCUUUUGAAAACAAUUAUGUGAAUAGGUAGCUGCUCCUGUUAAAGCAGCUGUUUGCCUUCCUGCCCCCAUAAACUUGGAAGCUAGUGCAUUGGUGGAAUGCACCUUUCUUUCCCCUCUUUGAAAUGCUGUAUUACUGUAGUGUAAACAUUACUGGUGUUGUAAUUUUGCCUGAUGAUGCUCUUCCUUGGCUCUUUUUAAAAUGUUCUUCACUCUUCCCGAGUUUUGUACUGGAUUGUAUUAUUAGUUUGUUUUUAAGUGUUUUGCCCAGUUUCUCUUCAAUAUUUGUGUAUAUAAACUAAUCUCGGUGACACUGUACAUAGCUGAAAUGCCAGAAUGACUUCUGACUAUCCCAAGUUUUUCAAAAAUAUAUUUUAUUUGUGAUUAGCCAUUUGACUAAAAGUGGCUAGCAGAUGUUGGGGGGUAAGCCCAGAAAUUUUCUAUUGUUUGUUUUCCUAUUUUGGUUUCCAGUGCUUGCACUUGUCUGUUUGACUUGUGUCUUACUAACAUUGAUUUGGCGUAUUAAAAGUCACUCUGAGCUUA